UCUUUCAAGUUCACACAUAAAGAGUGUGAUUCUAUUAUAAUAAUAAUUUGUAUUUUGUUUUUCUGGACAGGAAUAAUGUAAUGUGAAUUGUGAUUCAAAUUAAAUAUUGUGUAUUGUAAAAUCAUUAUUUUUAAUACCUACCGCUUUAGAUUUCUCAACAACUUAAACAUACCUGUAUUUCUACUUCAAUUUAAACGUGAAUUUAAAUUAUUUAAAAUGAAGUAUUUCUGCCUAAUAUUCGUAUGUUUAUUCAAAAAUUUGGUUUGCCUUGACUACGAUGGAUGGUUGAACAUUAAACUGGAGCAUAACAUAAAUUGCAAAAAUGAGAAAUUUUGCUCACGCGGUAAUAUAUCUCUAAAAAGCAUAAGGGCAGGAACAGCUAUUAUAAGUCAAAUUUCCUUUACUAAAGAUCAUAUAGACGAACUCAAGGAAAUUGCUGAUUUAGAUGGGUUGUAUUCAGUUAGAAGUCUAGUAACAUCUGCUGAUAGUAAAGAAACAGAGUUUCUAUCAUCUGUAAAAGCAAAAUUAUUCUUGGAAAAUAGACUGUCAGAUGUUAUAAGUUCAUGGAUAUUGCCAAAUGGGGAAGUAAUUGCAGUGACUUUCCAAGUUAAUAAUUUAUCCCAAAAUCAAAGCUUGCAGUACCACAAAGGAGAGUAUCCCAUUAAUUCAAAUUUCUAUGUUCGUCAUGUGGAUCUCGCUCCUGUCCCGGACACUGCUUCCUAUAUACAGAAGUUGGAUAGGGAGAGAGAGGCAAGAGAAAAGGGUGAUUUAAAAGACAAUAGAUCCUUUUUAGCUAAAUAUUGGAUGUACAUUGUGCCCAUAGCUAUUUUUGUUAUGAUAUCUGGUGUGACCAAUCCCGAACCUGCACCUCAAGCAUCAAGAUAAUUUAUUAAAAUAUA
Molecule: messenger RNA, 899 nt
Organism: Bicyclus anynana (squinting bush brown)
Lineage: Eukaryota; Metazoa; Arthropoda; Insecta; Lepidoptera; Nymphalidae
Gene: EMC10
Product: ER membrane protein complex subunit 10
Exons: 5
Coding region: 217-885 (222 amino acids)
Cellular component (GO): EMC complex
Source: RefSeq, a predicted model, not a curated record